Messenger RNA from Serpula lacrymans var. lacrymans S7.9, 702 nucleotides. RefSeq lists its product as uncharacterized. The transcript has 3 exons. NCBI's taxonomy places the organism in Eukaryota, Fungi, Basidiomycota, Agaricomycetes, Boletales, Serpulaceae. The record is from RefSeq and is a predicted model, not a curated record. Bases 1 to 702 code for a protein of 233 amino acids.
AUGGACAAUAUCAUCUUAGCUCAUACCGCCAAUCUGUUUGCCAUUGAAGAUAACAUCCUUUCUACUUGUGUUCUCACCUAUCGUCCUUCGGCCCCUUAUGUUUCUGUAUUUCAAUAUCUCCAUGAAUGGGCUGAAAAUGACCGUCCUAUUUUUUGCCGUCUGAUGCGUACCUCUUCCUCUACUUUUUUUGAGAUUGUGAAGAGGCUGAAAGAUGGCCCAAGCUUUCAUAAUAAUUCUAAUAACCCACAGGCUCCUGCUGAGCAGCAGAUUGCAUGUGCCAUAUUCCGUUUUGGACACUAUGGCAAUGCAGCCUCUAUUAAGGACACUGCUACAUUAGCAGGAGUUUCUACUGGGUCUAUUGUGAACUAUCCAGAGCGAGUCAUGAUAGCCAUUCUCAAUAGGCAUGAUCUGUAUAUCAAGUUUCCCCAGGAUGGAGAUGCUGAUAAGAAGAAAGCAAAAGAGUGGAUACGUGUCUGUACAGAGCAUGCUUUUGCAGCUUUGAAAGGACAGAAGAGGGGAGAAAAUACAGCGGAUUGGGCUCUUGAGGAGGGAUUGGAGGAAAUCAGUGACAAGGAAGAAGACUUAGAGAUGACAGAGGAUGAGGGGAUACCUGCCUUUGAUAAUUCUUUGUCUAAUGGCCAGAACUUUCCUAACAGUCUUAUAGGUCCAAUUUUAAGAGCUCUGGCCAGAGCUUCAGCUUAA